AUGUCGAGGUAUGAUCACUUUUGCGAAACGUUAUUUCACCAAUUGAAAAAUUGGAAUAAACCCGAGAGUAUUGAUAUUUAUCAUAGGGGUUAUGUUUUUCGUAAUACUUGUGCGUAUGUUAGUCCGGCUAUGGAUCGUAGACAUUGUUAUAUGAGGGUUGUAUAUCAGAAUCAACGUUGUCCUAUAAGAGAGUCCGUAAUGGAAUUAAAAUAUAAUUCUCGAGAAAGGAAUGGUCAUUAUGAUAUACAGUUUUAUUUUCCGGGUUUCUAUGGUAGUUUAUGUGGUGUUUUUCAUGAAGAAUGUUAUAACGCUGUACAACAAUUUUAUAAGGAUGCUAGCAAGUGUAGUUUGGAACAAAUUUGCAUAAAUAUUUUCACACAUUGUCCAGGUGUAAUAGUUAGUGGAGGUUUAAUAAAAGAACAAGUGGAAUAUUAUAAGCGCGACACAUCGCGACCGAUUCUUUUUGAAUUGGAUCACAGGGGUAAAGCUGUUCCACAAAAAUAAAAACUUUUUUUUUUUUACGUUGUAGUUCAGAUGAAAUAAAAGAUAUUGUUGUUCAGCUACCUUGUGAUACAGUUCUUGACGAUGAACCGCUGACAGUAUUACAGAUUAUAGCUAGCGAUUACAAGUUUUUCGAUUUUUAUUUACGUGUGGGUCGAGAGCAAAAGAUACAGUUAGCGGGUGGUCGUUUAUGGCCGACUGUAAUUACAGACGGUGUUAUGCGAACAAUACCCAGUUUUUAUAUUUACCUUAUAGCUGUGACCAAAUGUGACAACGGUGAUCGCUAUAUAACUAUUGGAGUCGUACACUGGUUGUUUGGGAUUUAUGCCGAAUUGGAGAUUGAUUACCGCAUCUAUCCUGAAACGUUCAAACCGCAACCUGAGUUUAAAGUUACACCUAUAUAUUUACCUUCCGUGACGUUUGAUAGUAUUGGUUUUGAUAUUGAUUAUGUCAGUGAAGAGCAAUUAACAGUUAGCGAAGCAAAAGAUUUUGUUGCUGGUGUGGUAGAUACUUUGAUUACAUAUAUAAGUGAAAAUUAUCAGACAGAUUAUCGGACAGUGGCCGUCGAGUUUGAAAAGCAGCAUGGGAUGUGUGUAUCAAAACGUUUGACACAGAUUAUGAUAUAUCAUCAGAAAUUGGUUCAUCUUGUACAGGAUUGGAUAAUUAAGAAUUGUGGUUGUACACGAAACGACCAAAUUUGUCAUUGUGGAUUGUAUACCAAACGUGAUAUAGUUAGAUGUAGAAAAUUGUACUUUAAAGACGCAGGACUAUUGGUUAGUGAUGCGGUGUACUUUACCACCUCGAGAUAA
Messenger RNA from Paramuricea clavata, 1310 nucleotides. The record is from the annotation of a GenBank genome assembly. Lineage: Eukaryota; Metazoa; Cnidaria; Anthozoa; Malacalcyonacea; Plexauridae.